Molecule: messenger RNA, 537 nt
Organism: Linepithema humile (Argentine ant)
Lineage: Eukaryota; Metazoa; Arthropoda; Insecta; Hymenoptera; Formicidae
Product: mitochondrial import inner membrane translocase subunit Tim8 A-like
Source: RefSeq, a predicted model, not a curated record
GUAGUGAAUGUAAUCAUUGAUCACGAUAACAAAUUGUCAGUUUCCUUACAUAUAAACCGGUUUCGAGCACCGUCAUACGAAGAUAAAGAAAGAAUCCGCUAGGUCAUAAAUUUACAUUAAUGUGGUUAAGAAAAGGAAAGCGAGGAUUUGAAGUAUGAGUCUUAUGAAAAAUUCAAAUCAGGUUAUCCUAGAUGAUCAGUUGCAACACUUUAUUGAGACUGAGACGAAAAAGCAAGAAUUUCAGCGGUUAGUACAUGAGUUAACAGGUAUUUGUUGGGAGACUUGUAUGGAUAAGCCAUCGCUACGCUUGGAACCUAAAGUUCACAAGUGUUUUGUGAAUUGUGUCGAGAGAUUCAUCGACACUACUAAUUAUAUCACAAAUAGAAUAGAACGUGUUGCUACAAGUAUACAGCCUGAAUCAGAUAGCAUAGAAUGAUUGCAUCAUUCUGAAGAUGGAUGUAUCUAUAUUUCUCUUCUAUAAGUUAUAGAAUGUUGGUAAUAUAUUUAUAUAUGAACUGACAAACAGUUAUAAACAUU